AAAAACAAUUAACGAGCUUCAAUGUGCCUCGUUGCUCGUUGUCCGCUUCGGGCAUAGACAAUAUCACAACAUAUGCAUUUCGCAGAAAUCAAAUUUCUUAGCGGAAUUUAGAAGGAUUUGUAAGCGAUGGCGAGCUCGUCGAGGGCGACAUGGAGGGGGGCCUUUCUUCCACUGAAGGAUUUGAAAGUGACUUCCUAUGAUGCGCUGCUGAUGGCUGCUCUGCAAGAUGUCGUUUCUCAAUCCAAGCUGCUGCUCUCUGCUGCUCUAGACUUGUCUUCUCAAGAGGUGGCUGGAGAUAUAAUGCUUCUGAUGGAUUUGGUUUCCAGAGAGGGUCUGUUUCCUGAAGAUGGUGAUUGGAGAAACACUAUUAGUUGUGUGUGUCAUCUGAUUCUUGGCUUGAGCAGCCGGUCACAACUUGAGUUUAAAGCAUCAUCUUUUAUUACUUUGGUCAACUUUCUUCAGAGGAUUGUGGAUAGAUCUUUCUAUGAAAUAGCUGGGAAAGAUAGAUUUGUUCAGAAAAACGAUAUUAGUUAUGGUUGCAGAAGUGAAAUGGUGGUGGAGGCAUUGCAAGUCCUUAUGCAUAUUACACAUGAAAAUGGAGGGAAUAUGUCUUUGCAGGAUGUUGAUUUGACUGUGAAUUUUAUUCUACAUCUCAUAUCUUGUCAUAAUCUUAAUACACCAUCCAUUUCAUGUAUGAGUGUUAAAACAACAAAUACUGCAAAAAACCGUUCUCAGAUCUUGGAUGAUGAAAAUGAGAUUCAUACCUUAGCUUUUGUUGCCUUGGGCAACAUUUUUGCUCGUGCUGGGUCUGCAGUGUCAAAAGACACAUGGAAAGCAACAGUUGAGGCCCUGAGGAAGGUAAUGGAUUUCACAGCAUCCAAGUCUGAGUUGGAAGAAGGCAAGGCUAUGUCCAGGUACUAUUCUGCCUUUCUUCAUUGCCUGCAGUUGGUGUUGUCCGACCCUAAAGACUCCCUUGCAGAGCAUGUCCCAGGAUUCGUGGCAGCAUUGCGGAUGUUUUUUACUUAUGGGUUGAUGAGUAAUCUUUCUGGACUUCCUCUUUGCAGUCAUAUUAAGAGCACAAGUGCUAAAAAUUUAAAUACAAGCACCACUAUAGAUGGGCUAGCUUUGAGAAAGAUUAGUUCUGGUCCAUAUCGACCACCUCAUUUGCAUGGUAGAACACGGCCGGCAACACAUCAAACAAAAACAGAUAAUCCAACCACUCCAUCUUUGCAGCCUGAAGGUUCUGGUAUUUUGACCUUUUCUUCAGAUUCAGAGCUUAGUGAUACAGAUGGAUCUUUAAGGGAUGGAGACCGCUUCAAAAGUUCAAAAGCCAGAACAGCUGCCAUUUUGAGCAUACAGGCUCUUUGUCGAGCUGAACCUAAAUCACUGCAUGCACAGUGGACUAUGCUUUUGCCCACGCACGAUGUCCUGCACCCUCGGCGUUAUCAGGCAACGUUGAUGACAUGUUUACUCUUUGACCCCAUUUUGAAGACACGGAUGGCAGCUGCUGCUACUCUAGCUGCAAUGUUGGAGGGUCCUUCUUCUGUUUUUCUUCAAGUAGCAGAGUAUAAAGAAACAACUAAACCAGGAUCAUUUACAACACUUUCUAGCUCGCUGGGUCAAAUUUUGAUUCAGCUUCUUACAGGUUUUCUGCACUUGGUUCUAAUUGAAUGUCAUUGUGGAAUGCUAAUGAUGAUUUUUAAGACACUUUCACUUUUGAUAUCUGCUACUCCGUUUAAUCGGCUGCCUGGUGAUCUUCUUCCUAAUAUUAUAGCUUCUGUGGGAAAGAGAGCAAGUGAACUCUUUGCAUCAUCAUUGGACCAAAGCAACAUAGUGGCCAUUUCAGUCAAUUGCUUGGGAGCAACGCUGAGUACAACUCCACCAUCCCAACAAGUAGAAGCAAUACUUGCAGCAGACUUGACAUCAGGGACAAAGGACAAUCAAACCUUGCUUUCCUACCUCUUUUUAUUUUCAGAAUCAGCAGCACAUCCAAGCGUCCGUUUUGAGGCAUUCCAGGCCCUUAGAGCAGCAAUACAUAAUUAUCCAUCGGUUAUGCCUGCAUGUUGGAAACAAAUUUCUUCAACUGUUUUGGGAGUGAUUGAAUCAUCAUAUAUUGAAAAUUCUGCUUAUACAUCAUCCAUGCUCUGCAAAGGAAGCUCUGAACAAAAUCCCAAACCAAUGGAUGACAAAACCAUUCUUGGUGCCAUAAAGGUAUUGGAUGAAUUGCUUCGUGUUGUCUCUGGUUUUAAAGGUGCAGAUGACUCAAUGGAUGAUGUAUCCUUUAAUUCCUCUUUUCCAUCAAUAUUGCCAAGACCAGCAAGAUCAUUGGCAACACAAUCCACAAGUAGAUAUAAAGGUAAAGAAGCAUGCCGUAAUGCUUCUGGAAAAGGAUCUGGUAGUAGUGAGUGGAAAGAAGCACUGGAGAGGCAUCUACCUCCAGCACUUGUACAUGUUACUCCAAUGGUUCGAGCGGCUGCUCUUACAUGUUUUGCUGGUUUAACAUCUUCUGUCUUCUUUGCUCUUCCUGAUAGCAAACAAACUUUCAUUAUUUCUUCCAUUGUAAGUGCAGCAGCAAAGGAUGAGGUACCUUCUGUCAGGUCAGCUGCAUGCCGGGCAAUUGGCGUGAUAGCAAGUUUUCCACAGAUUUCUACAAGUCAUACAAGAUUGGGAGAGCUUGUGAAUGUCAUUGUAUCUAAUACACAUGAUGUUUCAGUAUCAGUCAGAAUCACAGCAGCAUGGGCAUUGGCAAAUAUUUGUGAUUCAUUACGCCAUCAUUCAGAAAGUGUGGAUUCAGAUACAUGUUUAACCAUCGAUUCGUUGCCUAUAUCCCUGUUGACAGAAUGUGCAUUGCGACUUUCAAAGGAUGGUGAUAAGGUCAAGGCGAAUGCUGUGAGAGCAUUGGGUAACCUUGCAAGAUUUGUUAAAUUUGUUGAUGGGAGUCCUGUUGAUUCUCUUGGCAGUUCAUACAGCCUGUGGUCACAACCAUCUGAGUUCAGGUUGGAGACAAAGAAAGAAAUUAAACCGUCUAUAAUUUUACCAUCGUCAGAAAGAGUGGUGCAAGCAUUUAUUUCUUGUGUGACCACUGGAAAUGUCAAGGUUCAGUGGAAUGUGUGCCAUGCUUUGAGGAAUCUCUUUUUAAAUGAGUCUAUUAGCUUGCAAGACAUGGCAUGGGCACCGUCAGUUUAUAGCAUUCUUCUUCUUCUGCUUCGGGAUUCAUCUAAUUUUAAAAUACGCAUACAUGCAACAUCAGCAUUAUCUGUACCAUCAACACGCAAAGAAUAUGGGGAUUCUUUUGCUGAUAUUGCACAGACCUUGGGGCACACACUUGAAGCUCUAAAUAGCAAUUGUGACAUGGUACCUUCAAGCUAUAAGUAUAGGAGAACACUUGAAGAGCAGUUAACAUCAACCAUCCUUCGUAUUUUUAGUCUUGCUUUGCCAGAAGAUUAUAAAAGUCUACAUGAUUUUCUUGCCAAGAGGACAUCUUUUCUAGAAGAGUGGUUAAAGUCAAUCUGCACUGCAAUCCUGAAGUUUGAAGCUCAUGCUGAUUUUCAGUCAAGUGGAACAUCAAAAGAUUUACAUAGACAGAAGGGCAGAGAAUAUGAUGCCAUGAAUUAUACUGUUAGUGAUGAAGAAAUAUCAUUGAAGUACAAGCCUGCUGACAUUUGUACUGAUGCCGAAUCCACUGCUUCUAUCAAAGAAGAAUUGAUGCAAAAGAAAGCAAGCUUUUCAAGGGCAAUACGAGCAUUAAUAGGAAUGUAUCAAUGUGGUAAUCAUCCACAUGUUGUUUCAAAACUAGAGAAUUUGGCUUCUCAAAUUCGUUGAGGUAUCUCAAAGUCAAUCUUUGUGCUCCUGCUAUGGACAGUUUACUUGUGGAUAAUAGAAGGUAAAGAGAGCCACAAUUUCUCUAGAUUUAAAUUUUUGAAAGCCCUUUGUCAGGGGCAUGGUGGAGCUGUUGGAGUUGAGAAGCACAUGUUGCAUCCUUGGUUUAAGAGCAUGUCAAGGCAGUCUAUAUCCCACAGAAAAUUUUGAAAUGAAAAUGCAGAUAAUGGAAGCCAUAAUAUUGGGUGAGCUGACAAUGCUUCUUCAGCAACAAUCCAGGAUAUUCUGCUAUUGAUAUCUUUUCUGUUGCUGAAGAAAGGAGGAGAGAAGCACAUUCUCUGAGCUGUGUUAAUGACAAGUCAGGAAAUUAUUAUCCUGUCUUACCUAUGAGGAGUUAACUAGUGGGCGUUCUUAAACAUGUAUGAACAUGCAUUGUGCCCUUGGUUUAAAUUAUUGCAGACUUCUUCUGUAAUUUCAGUUUUGUCUGUAACUAACGUUUCUAUUAUUUUUUUGAUGAGCAGCUAGCUGGCUAGUUAUGAGUUGGUGUCUAAGGGGUCAGACCAUUUUAUGUUAUUUUAGUUUUACUCUGUUAACACAUAUAUGCAUUUAAAUUCAAUUUUGACAAAAAAUACAAUAGAUGUUUUUGAA
This is a messenger RNA of Cryptomeria japonica (Japanese cedar), 4467 nucleotides long. RefSeq lists its product as uncharacterized. Lineage: Eukaryota; Viridiplantae; Streptophyta; Pinopsida; Cupressales; Cupressaceae. The transcript is spliced from 27 exons. The coding region runs from base 127 to 3822 and encodes 1231 amino acids. Gene Ontology annotation, molecular function: protein binding. The record is from RefSeq and is a predicted model, not a curated record.